UUUCGUGCCGCUGCUAAACGACUUUUCGUAAAAAUUUGCGUUCAAUUUGCGUUUGUCAGCAAAAAUAGCCAAAGUGCAAACAGUUAAUUAAUUAAGUAACACAUCUUGUGGCAAUACGAUUGCACUGAAUUAUUGAAGUACAUAAAAAAUAGAUAAACGACAACUGAGGAUUGCCAGCGCAACACAAACGCUGCACUCCGCCAAUCCCCCUCUUUCUAGCAUAAACCAGCAACGAAAAGACAAAACGAAAAAACGAUUCGUCACGCUGAACUUUCGGCUUGCGGUAUAUUUGCCAUUUGCGGCUGUCUGUGCAAUUAAAUUUCCACAAGGCUUGCAAAACUAUUGUGAAAUUCGUUGAAGAGCAGGGGCUUACGCGGUGUCCUCCUGUGCUUCAGUGCGUGGAAAGAGCCUAUUGGUUUUAAAUCGAUUUUGCCGACUGUGCGGCUGCCGAAGCAGCAAAAGGAAAACAGAUUCAGCAGGACAAGUCGAGAGCAGCGCAUUAUGGCCGAUUACUUUGAGGAACUGGGACAUACGCCCACAGGACCGGAGGGUGCCAAUGAUUUUGACCGGCAUUAUCGCCGUCUCCAGGUGCUGGCCAUCAUGAAUGGCAUUGAUAUGGAGAUCGAGGUGCCGGAGGCAUCCAAGCGGGCCAUAGAAGCGCUCCCGAUCCAUGAAAUUGCCGCCGACGAGGUCAAAGAGGAUUUCGAGUGUGCCGUGUGCAAAGAGCCAGCCCAAGCCGGUGAUAAAUUCAAGAUCCUGCCAUGCAAGCACGAGUUUCACGAGGAGUGCAUUUUGCUGUGGUUGAAGAAGGCAAACUCCUGUCCCAUUUGCCGCUUCAUCUUCGAAACAGACGAUGAGGUUUAUGAGGAAUUGCGACGUUUCCAGCAGGAUGCGGACAAUCGACGUCAACGUCAAGACAAUCUAAUGAAUUCCAUGUUUGGUUAAUAUCAAAAUAUUUAUCUUCUUUCAUUCGGUGGUGUAAUCUUUGGUGUGUGUAUAAUGCAAUAAAAAAUAC
This is a messenger RNA of Drosophila novamexicana, 1015 nucleotides long. RefSeq names its product E3 ubiquitin-protein ligase RNF181 homolog. The transcript has 5 exons. The record is from RefSeq and is a predicted model, not a curated record. NCBI's taxonomy places the organism in Eukaryota, Metazoa, Arthropoda, Insecta, Diptera, Drosophilidae. The coding region runs from base 502 to 945 and encodes 147 amino acids.